AUGAGCUCAGAUUCCGACGACGGCACCAUUAAGGUUCCUGCUAGCACCGAAGACUCGGAUUUCGAGGGCCCUGAGACAGAUAUGUAUGUUUUGUGCCAUGGACACGGGAAGGCAGCAGAAAGGCGUGUUGCUUUCGAAGGGAUUCACACUGGCAGGAGGUUUCUUUGUUGUGCAGAGAAGUUAGGUCAUUUUGUUAACUCUGUCAGGAAGAGUAAGAUGGACAGGAAUGAGGAAUGUCUGAUGCAUUCAUUUACUGUUCAUGACCUGACACAAGAGAAGAAGAAACUCCAGGCCAGCUAUGAGAAGUUGGUUGAAGAUGUCAAUGCACUUAUGGAUGCCCAGGAGCAGAGGGCAGUGAUAGAAAGGAAAGAUGCUGAAACAACCAAGUUGCAGGAGCAGUAUGACACUUUGAAGAACAUAGCAGCUGCUCAAGGUACUGUCAUUAGGAACAUGAAGUUGAAGCUAGCAAGAGAGAAGAAGAAUUUGCAGAUCCACAUUGAUGAGCUCAAGAAGACAAUUGAAGAGAGCAAUGUGAAGCUGGAGGGGAUCAAGGCCAUCAUAAAUGGAUAA
This is a messenger RNA of Aegilops tauschii subsp. strangulata, 570 nucleotides long. RefSeq lists its product as uncharacterized. The record is from RefSeq and is a predicted model, not a curated record. NCBI's taxonomy places the organism in Eukaryota, Viridiplantae, Streptophyta, Magnoliopsida, Poales, Poaceae.